AUGCAGCCUCUCAUCCUCUACUCUCAUCGCGCCGGUCCCAAUCCGAAGAAGGUCCGAAUGAUCCUCGAAGAACUCUCCAUCUGUUAUCAAGUCAAGGUUCUUGAAUUCCCGGAAAUGAAGAAACCCCCUUUUCUUUCUAUCAACCCAAAUGGCCGAGUCCCCGCUAUCGUCGACCCUAACACGGAUGUCACAUUAUGGGAGUCCGGCGCAAUCAUUGAAUAUCUAGUUGACAUGUACGAUAAGGAUCGAAAAAUCAGCUUCACACCCUUUUCACCGGAAUACUAUCAAGCGAAGCAGUGGCUGCAUUUUCAGAUGUCCGGACAAGGCCCUUAUUUUGGUCAAGCAGUGUGGUUCAAGGUCCACCACCCAGAGUUCAUUCAGAGCUGCUAUGACCGUUAUGUCAACGAGAUUCGCAGAGUCGCCGGGGUUAUGAAUAGCGUGUUGGAGAAGCGGGCAUAUCUGGUUGGAGAAAAGUGCAGCUACGCGGAUCUCUCCUUUGUGAUUUGGUUUCAAUUUGUGCCUUGGAUCACGGAUAACAAACUAGAUUUGGAGCGGGAAUAUCCUUACUUGAACACUUGGCUGAACUCUAUGAGAGGUCGUCCUGCGAUUAGAGACGUGUUGGGUGGUGAAACAGCGCUGCCGGAGACUGCUAGGAAGGAGUAG
Molecule: messenger RNA, 663 nt
Organism: Aspergillus udagawae
Lineage: Eukaryota; Fungi; Ascomycota; Eurotiomycetes; Eurotiales; Aspergillaceae
Product: glutathione S-transferase family protein
Exons: 1
Coding region: 1-663 (220 amino acids)
Source: RefSeq, a predicted model, not a curated record